GCGCUCCGCGCACGCGAGGUCGGCGCGCGCUAGCCCGCGGGCCCCGAGCGCGCGCCUGACGCCCCUGCCCCGCCGGCGCGCGGCGACGCCCGGCCCCGAUGGACCCCCAGACCCCUACCCGGACGCCGAACCCGCGCUACUUCACCUGGGACGAGGUGGCGCAGCGCUCCGGGCGCGAGAAUGAGCGGUGGCUCGUGAUCGACCGGAAGGUGUACAACAUCAGCGAGUUCACCCGCCGGCACCCGGGGGGCUCCCGGGUCAUCAGCCACUACGCGGGGCAGGAUGCUACGGAUCCUUUUGUGGCGUUUCACAUCAACAAGGGCCUUGUGAGGAAGUAUAUGAACUCUCUCCUGAUCGGAGAACUGUCUCCAGAGCAGCCCAGCUUCGAGCCCACUAAAAAUAAAGAGCUGAUCUACGAGUUCCGGGAGCUGCAGGCCACCGUGGAGCGGAUGGGGCUCAUGAAGGCCAACCAUGUCUUCUUCCUGCUGUACCUGCUGCACAUCCUACUGCUGGAUGUUGCUGCCUGGCUCACCCUUUGGGUCUUCGGGACAUCCUUUGUGCCUUUCCUCCUGUGUGCGGUGCUGCUCAGCACGGUUCAAGCUCAGGCUGGCUGGCUGCAGCAUGACUUCGGGCACCUGUCCGUCUUCAGCACCUCUACUUGGAACCACCUGCUCCAUCAUUUCGUGAUUGGCCACCUGAAGGGCGCCCCCGCCAGUUGGUGGAACCACUUGCACUUCCAGCACCAUGCCAAGCCCAACUGUUUCCGCAAAGACCCGGACAUCAACAUGCACCCGUUCUUUUUUGCCCUGGGGAAGAUCCUCUCUGUGGAGCUUGGGAAACAGAAGAAAAAGUACAUGCCAUACAACCACCAGCACAAAUACUUCUUCCUGAUUGGGCCCCCAGCCUUGCUGCCUCUCUACUUCCAGUGGUAUAUUUUCUAUUUUGUUUUCCAGCGGAAAAAGUGGGUGGACUUGGCCUGGAUGAUCAGCUUCUACGCCCGCAUAUCCCUCACUUACAUGCCGCUGUUGGGGCUGAAAGGCCUCCUGGGCCUUUUCUUCAUGGUCAGGUUCCUGGAAAGCAACUGGUUUGUGUGGGUCACACAGAUGAACCACAUCCCCAUGCACAUUGAUCACGACCGGAACAUGGACUGGGUCUCCACCCAGCUCCAGGCGACAUGCAAUGUCCACAAGUCUGCCUUCAAUGACUGGUUCAGUGGACAUCUCAACUUCCAGAUCGAGCACCAUCUUUUCCCCAUGAUGCCUCGACACAAUUACCAUAAAGUGGCCCCCCUGGUGCAAUCCCUGUGUGCCAAGCAUGGCAUAGAGUACCAGUCCAAGCCCCUGUUCUCAGCCUUCGCCGACAUCGUCUACUCACUGAAGGAGUCUGGGCAGCUCUGGCUAGAUGCCUACCUUCACCAGUAACGACUGGCACUCCUCCCCCCACCUGGAAGAGAUGUCUGUCUUCACCGAUAACACCAGCCCACCAGGAAGGGGAGUCUGCACCAAAGCAGAGGGGAGCUUAUGGGACAAUGCCACUAUAAUUCUAAUAUUCAAAGGGGGUGGGUUUGAGGAGACAAAGACUCUGACUCAAACCUCCCCCCUUUAUCUUCCAGGCACAGAUUUAAGACCCAAAGGGGUAGGGGACCGUGCAUGCCUUCUGGAAGGAGCAGUGGGCCUGAUGGGGCAGAGAUGUGACAGUUUUGUUUCCUUUUUCUAGUUUGGCAGAUGCAGAUGGUUGGUGAGCAAAGAAGGGGGUCCAAGGGUGUUGGAAGACUAGGGAGGACCUAUUGAGCCCAGAGAUCAGGAAGAGAAUGAGCAUAAAAAUUCCAUCCAGGGGGUGCCUGGGUGGCUCAGUCGGUUAA
This is a messenger RNA of Felis catus (domestic cat), 1861 nucleotides long. RefSeq names its product fatty acid desaturase 1 (gene FADS1). The record is from RefSeq and is a predicted model, not a curated record. NCBI's taxonomy places the organism in Eukaryota, Metazoa, Chordata, Mammalia, Carnivora, Felidae. Gene Ontology annotation, biological process: lipid metabolic process. Gene Ontology annotation, cellular component: membrane. Bases 99 to 1421 code for a protein of 440 amino acids. Gene Ontology annotation, molecular function: oxidoreductase activity, acting on paired donors, with oxidation of a pair of donors resulting in the reduction of molecular oxygen to two molecules of water. The transcript has 12 exons.